AUGCCUAAAAACACCCUUUACGUUACAGGUUUUGGUAAAGAUGUAUCAGCCACAGAUUUAGCUCCAAAAUUUGAAGAGUAUGUCAUUUAAAAUUAUUAAAAAUCAAUUGUUUUUCAAAAUACUAAUAUAAUUCAAUAGAUAUGGUGAAUUAGUUAGAUUAGACAUACCACCACCACGUACAGAUGAUGGGGGUAAAUAUGCUUUCGUCGAAUUUAAAGAUGCAGAAUCAUGUGAACGUGCUUUAGCGUUGGAUGGACAAGAUGAUUUGACUGUUCAAGUAGCUAGAAGUGAUCCAUAUUCAGUUAGAACAAGAGGUUCAUUUAGAGGUCGUGGAGGUUAUGGAUAUGGUGGUGGAUAUUCAAGAGGUGGAUAUGGUGGAGGUUAUGGUCGUGGUGGUGGUGGAUAUGAUUCGAGACCAAGAGGUGGCUAUUCAAGUAGAGGUGAAUAUGAAUCAAGAGGUUAUGAUUCAAGAGGUCCACCAAGAGAUUCUCGUAGUGGUGGUUAUUCACGUGGUGGUUAUGGUGGUGGAGGUCGUGGCGGUUAUGAUAGAAGCUCAAGUAGAGGAGGUGGUCCAAGAAGUGGUGGUGGUUAUAAUGAUUAUAGAAAUUCAAGAAAUAGUUAUGAUGAUAGAAGUUAUAGGGAUUCAAGAAAUGAUGAUAGAGGAAGAUAUAGUAGAUCUCCAUCAAGAGAAAGACCAAGAGAUAGAUCAAGAUCACCAGGAUUUUAG
This is a messenger RNA of Insectozyma verbasci, 727 nucleotides long. The record is from the annotation of a GenBank genome assembly. NCBI's taxonomy places the organism in Eukaryota, Fungi, Ascomycota, Pichiomycetes, Serinales, Debaryomycetaceae.